Molecule: messenger RNA, 1782 nt
Organism: Lichtheimia ornata
Lineage: Eukaryota; Fungi; Mucoromycota; Mucoromycetes; Mucorales; Lichtheimiaceae
Exons: 5
Coding region: 1-1782 (593 amino acids)
Source: RefSeq, a predicted model, not a curated record
AUGUUCUCUCCCUUACGACGUCCUGGAGACUAUCAGAAUCACGCAGCCAACACGCCUGCUACACCCAGAGGGUCUUCAUCGCCCUUGAAUGCUCUUUCACCCAUUGCUGAUGCUGUCCGUCAUGCCACCAAAGAAGGAACGAGAGAUUGGCACCGUAUGCUUGGAUCUUUUUCUCAAUGGACGCAACCCUAUUCUUCUGAGCGUCAGGAACAACGCCAGCGAUCUCAACGAUCAGAUACAAGCAUGACCAAAGAGCAAGAUUCCUUUACAGAUGCAGCAGAGAGCAGCACUUCUCUUACACCUGAUCUUGAGCGUCAUUCCAUAACAGCAGCUAGCCAUAGUCGAUAUCGUGAGCAGCAGCAGCAGCAGCAGCAACGUCCACCUGUACAAUACCGUGAAUCACUUUUUGGAUCGCCACAGCGUUCAGUCAUUUCAGCUGCAGCUUCAACACCAUCCCUUGAUCGCAGCUCUCUUUUACCUCCUUCUUCUCUUACACCAAGCUCCACACGUUCCGCAUCCAUAGUUGAAGAUGCAACAAGUCAACAUCUACGCCCAUAUGAAGAUGAUGAAGAACAUGUAUCCAUGGCUUAUCGGUCACCAUCAAGAAGCAUCUCAUCCCGAUCAAGGGCUUCAUCUUAUAAACGACAUGUUAUGCGACGAGCAUCUUCAUCAUUCGAUUCAGUCAAACGUUAUUCAGAUACAUUAAAUCGAGGUCGUCUCGACGAUGAAAUUCACCGGCUUGAUCAGCUACAAAGAAGACUUGAUACAAUCCAACAAGUGUCAUCUGAAUUGGCCGUUGUGACCCGAGAUGCAGCUAAUGAAAUCAGAUCCUCCAAGAGAGCUUCACCAUCCAUUGAAUCAUCAUCCAAACAGAGAAGGAUCUUGGAUGACCACGCUAUUGCUACGCCCAGACGAUGGUCUUCACGACGAUCCACUAUGGCAACAGAAGAAGAACGACCAUCUCGUCCAGAGGAAUACGAGCCCUUCACAUUGACUUCUCCUAUAUCAUCGCCUUUGCAAUCAACACGUAACAUGACACCUAUGCAUGAAUCACCCACCCCAUUGUCUCGACCAUCCUAUGCCUCUGUUGCUGCACGAUCGACACCACUUUCACAAAAGAUGUCUGAAAACAAAGCAUCAAGCCCCAUAAAGAGGCCUACGAAUACUAGUACUACCCGGUCUCGUGGCAACGACACUCCCAAUCAACUUUAUCGCAAUGUUCUAAGUGAUAUCACCAAGGCCAAAUUAAGACCCACAGCGACUUACAGGAGGGCCAGUGGUACCAAUAUCCGAAAUCCAUUCUGGGAGGAAAUUCAAGCUGCCAAGGCACAUCAACAAGACUCAAAUACCACACCCAUACGGCGUGAUGCAACAUCAUCAGCACGACGCGCAUCGCGUGGACCCAGCUCAUCAUACACAACACGCACUCCAGUUACAUAUACAAAUUGGGAGGAAGAGGAAGAUGAUGAAUAUUGGCCUCGACCACGACGGAUCACAGAAAAGCUGAUGAGCUUGGCACAAGAAGAUAAGGAAGAAAGAGAAGCUGUCAUGAGGACACCGGGAUCCUUGGGUGAUGAACUUGAACAUGCUAUGCGUAAAUCCGAAUUGGAAGAGCGUCAACGUGAACGUGCAAAAGCAGAAUCGAUGGCAUUUAGUUUGGACCCUUUGGAUGAUCAACGAUCACAAGAAGAUAAACCAGCACAAAAUGGUAUCCAGCGUAUCGAUGGCGACGAAUGGAUGUUUGAUGGUCGUCAAUACAUGGUAAAUGAAAAGAAGACAUAA